Molecule: messenger RNA, 2484 nt
Organism: Iphiclides podalirius (scarce swallowtail)
Lineage: Eukaryota; Metazoa; Arthropoda; Insecta; Lepidoptera; Papilionidae
Source: the annotation of a GenBank genome assembly
AUGCAGAGUUCAAGGUGCGCUGCACUAAGCGCGCUUUUGAUCGCCACCGUUUUAAUACUUCCUGCCACAGCUCAACCACCAACUGCAGACGCAUCAAUAAAUAAAGACCGAACCUUAAGAUUAGUCUCAAUAAAGGCCGGAAAAAAUGUCGCAAAAACACCGCAAAAAGGAUUUUUUGGUACCAUAUUUGGUUUAAUUUUAGAGCAAAUAAAUGAUACGAAAAGCGCAUAUAGUCAAAUUUCAGAAUUGGUGAAUAACCAAUUUGUAGAUGAUAAUGCUGCACCACCACUUAAUACAACUAACGGAACUAGUGACGCAACAAAAAUAACUAUAGGAGAAUUUUUAAAAAUCCUCGAUAGAAAUUUAAAAGGCUUAGCACGUCUUCGUAAUCUUGAAUGGCGGGAAGCAAGAAAGGAUUCCUGGACAAAUUUAGUGAAUUACAAAAACGAAGUAUUUUCUGCAAAAAGAGCAAGAAAUGGAAGACGUAGCGUAGCUAAGCUGAAGUCGAAACUGAAUUCACUGAGCAAAAGAGAUGUCAUCACGUGGCAGAAUAUACGCCGUGGAUCUUAUGAUGGCGGACGUGGAGGCAGAGGUGGUGGUUACUCGUCAUAUAAUAAUGAGUCCCGCUACAAUAGUAGCAAUUCAAAUAGAUACUCCACGAGUCGUGACAGAAUUGAUGAUUCAUAUAAAAAGCCUUAUAGAUCGGAUGCUUCAGCAAACUAUGGAACUCGUGACUAUGGUCGCUCAGGUUCACCUGAUCGGAAAAGAAUGAGGAUGGAGGGCUCCUCGAACGAUAGACGUAGCCAUGAUGGCGGCGGCCACUAUGGCGGAUCGUACAGCGGUAGACAAGAGAGCUAUAGCGGCGAAAGAAGGUCGUUUGGUGGGGACGAUAGAAGACGCUCCCCAAACAGAGAUGGAUACCGCAAGCCGAGCGGCAUGGGCCCGCCGCGGGAGCCGUCUCGUGUGUCAGUGCGACCCCGAGCGCCCCGCAGGUCGUUCCGUGGCCGGACACUCCGCACGCGCGCCUCCUAUCGCGGUGCGCCGCGCUCUCGUGGCACCUUUAUCUCUAGGCGCUUCGGCGAACGCUCGCUCGGUUACCCCCGCGCAUUCAGACCAAUGAAGAGCCGAAGCUCCAUCAAAUCGAAAGAAGACGCAUCUUCUACUGAAGAAGAUUGGGAUGCUGAUGAAAAAGAAGAGGAUGAAGCAAUUGAAGAGAAGAAGGAACCGAAAAUUAAAUCACCAAAAGUAGAAGCUGAAGCUUCUGAGGGAGAAGUGGGUGAUGGUGGUGAAGAUACUGAUAAAGAGCCUGAUGCUGCAUCAGAUGGAGAAGCACCUAAUCCAAGACGCUAUGUGCAUCUUGCAUGUGUUCAUUGUAAAGAAAAAUGUGCUACUUUUGUUGGCUAUGCCAAGCACUUGUUAUCCGGUAAGCAUCGCGCAGCAAUGAGUGCAGUGGCGCGUCGCCACAAAGUGCAGCUAUUGCGCAUGCGCGUGGCUCAGCGCGGAGCUCAACGUGAACUCGAGGCAGCCGCUGGCGCCGAGCUGGCCGCAAGGACCACAUUCUGCAUGGUGUGCCGUCUGAACCAUCGGACUACAAGCCACUCGCACAAUCUCACCGAUACUCAUCGCGCGAUGAAACGCUUUUUGAUGCCGUUUUGUCGCAUUUGUCGUAUAAAGUUCCGGUCACCUAUGAUCUAUGAGCAUCAUAUUUGUUCCCUUGAACAUCUGAAGAGAAAAGCUAAUCAAAGUGCUCAGCGAGCAAGUCCUAAAGCUGAAGCCAGUGGUGAUGAGGGCAUGGAUGUUGAUUUGGACAACUUUAUGACUUUAGACUCAGUAGGUGAUGUUGAUGAAGUAGAAGAUGAUGAUUCUGGUGGUGAGAAAAAGGAUGAUUCUUCUCCGAAGAAAGCAAAAGUUGAAAUUAAUAUAGGAAGUGAACAUAUUAAAAAAAUGGAGGUGUGGUGGUGCGAACUUUGCCGCGUGUAUCUGCCCCGCACGGAAGCUGGCGGGACUGAGGAGGCGGAGGCGCUGCGGCGUCAUUGCCGCCUGCGCAUCCACCUUGGUCGUUACGUGCAGCAUCGCGACACGCGUACUCUGCGCCGCCACGCCGAACGCAUCCACCGUCAACUACACCAGCAAAAAGAAGAUGCAAAAGCUGAGGCAGGUGAAGAAAACUCUGAUGGCAAAGUAAAAAAUGAAAAACAGGACCUUGGCACUGACAAGAAGAAUUUGGAAAAUGGUUCAGAAUUAGUUAAUGCCUCUGGCAGUGAAGAUAAACUGUGGGCUGAUGUUGAUAAAGACAUAGGAGAGUUACUGAGGGAAGUAGACCCCCAAGGAAAUGAAGGCAGUGAUGAUGACGAAGACCUUGGACGGUAUGAUAAGUUCCGAAAAAGUGACAAGAAAUCAAAAAGCGCAGAUGGUGAAGAAAGUGAUGCCAAGGCAGCAGAUAAUGCUAAAGAAAAAAAUAUAUCUGAAGUAAAUACUACUGCU